AUGACUAACAUUUUACGAAAUUGCGAUAUUAAAGAAUGCAAAGGUGUUUUAGACUGCUUGAUUGAAGAAUAUAACGAUAGAUUUAAAGAUUUUGAACAACAUGACACCACACUGCAGCUGGUAUUUCAACCACACUUGUUAGAUGUUUUGAAGGCACCUGAUUAUUUGCAAAUGGAAUUAAUCGAAUUAUCAGAAGAUCAAAUAUUUAAAUCUCUCUUCAACGAUAAGAAGAAUCCAAUUGAAAUAUGGAAGAAUGCCGUUGAUUACCCAAAACUUCGUGAACAUGCUCGUCGUAUCCUCUCCUGUUUCGGCACAACUUAUUGCUGUGAAUCAACAUUUUCACAUAUGACACAAAUUAAAUACUGCUUGAGAUCCCAAUUAACUAACGCUCAUUUGGAAGACCAACUAAGAUUGAAGACAACGAGGCUGGAACCAAAUAUAAAAUUGUUAUCGAGCAACAAACAAUCACAGAAAAGUCAUUGA
This is a messenger RNA of Condylostylus longicornis, 483 nucleotides long. Its product is annotated as general transcription factor II-I repeat domain-containing protein 2-like. NCBI's taxonomy places the organism in Eukaryota, Metazoa, Arthropoda, Insecta, Diptera, Dolichopodidae. The record is from RefSeq and is a predicted model, not a curated record. Gene Ontology annotation, molecular function: protein dimerization activity. The transcript has a single exon. The coding region runs from base 1 to 483 and encodes 160 amino acids.